This is a messenger RNA of Pristis pectinata (smalltooth sawfish), 2733 nucleotides long. RefSeq names its product calcium-activated chloride channel regulator 1-like. Bases 1 to 2733 code for a protein of 910 amino acids. Gene Ontology annotation, biological process: chloride transport. Gene Ontology annotation, molecular function: intracellularly calcium-gated chloride channel activity. The record is from RefSeq and is a predicted model, not a curated record. Lineage: Eukaryota; Metazoa; Chordata; Chondrichthyes; Rhinopristiformes; Pristidae. The transcript is spliced from 14 exons.
AUGCUCCUAAAAACCUUUGGUUUAGUGCUCGGCUGUCUCCUGUGUACUUUUAUUACAAAAUGUUCUGGAGUAAAGUUAGUGAAUAAUGGAUAUAGAGACAUUGUUAUCGCUAUUAAUCCUGAUGUUUUUGAUGAAAAUCUUAUUGAGAGCAUUAAGGAAAUGGUGCUUGAAGCUUCCACCUACCUACACCGGGCUACCAAACAACAACUUUAUUUUUCAGAGGUAAAAAUUCUGUUGCCUUUUACCUGGACAGUUAAUUCCAGCUUGGUUCAAAGAUCAACGACUCAAUCUUAUGCAAAGGCGGAUGUGAUCAUUGCUGAACAAUAUCUUAAACAUGGAGACACCCCAUACACCUUGCAAUAUGGUGGAUGUGGGGAGAAGGGCCGGUACAUUCACUUCACCCCGAAUUUCAUUCUAAAUGACAGUCUGGCUUCAGCUUAUGGCCCAAGAGGUCAAGUUUUUGUUCAUGAAUGGGCCCAUCUUCAAUGGGGAGUAUUUGAUGAAUAUAAUGAUCUGGCACCCUUUUAUAUAAAUAGCGAUGGGAUUGCUGAAGCAACAAGAUGCUCAAAAGAAAUAAAAGGAAAGACAGUUGAUUGUACAGACACUUCCUGUACACCUUGCAACAUUGAUGCCAACACCAGGCUGCCUAAUGGCAAUUGUAAAUUCUUCCCGGAGAAGGAUCAGAGUUCAUCAUCUUCAAUAAUGUAUGUACAAGGACUCCCAAAUGUGGGUGAAUUCUGUGAUGAUAAGACCCACAAUACUGAAGCACCCAACAUGCAGAACAGAAUGUGCAAUUACAGGAGCACUUGGGAUGUGAUCAGCAAGUCGGAAGAUUUCAGAAACAUUUCCUCACCCCACACUGGUUCAGUCAUCCCAACAUUCACACUUCUACAGGCCAAGAACCGUGUUGUUUGCUUAGUCCUUGAUGUCUCAGAAAGCAUGGGGUUGGAGAAUCGUAUUAAUAAGCUCCGACAAGCAGCCAAAAUAUUCUUACUGCAGAUUAUUGAAGAAGGAUCUCAUGUUGGAAUUGUUACUUUUCAUUCUAUUGCAUCUACUGUCUCAAAACUGAAAUUGAUAGCUGGAGAUAAUGCAAGGGAUGAACUUGUACAACUGCUGCCCACAUCAGCCAGUGGGGGAAUAAAUGUCUGUGCAGGGAUUUUAUCUGGUUUAGAGGUACUUCGUGCAGACGAUGGUGCUGCAAUUGGAGAUGAAAUCAUAUUACUGGUUCUUGGUGAGGACAGUGGAAUAAGUGGUUGCUUUGCAGAAGUGGAGCAAAGUGGAGCUAUAAUCCACACCAUAGCGACAGGGACAAAUGCAGCCGAAGAAUUAGAGCAGCUCUCCGUUAUGACAGGAGGGUUACAGUUUCUGGCUGCUUGUAGUUUGAGUACAAGUGGAUUAAUUGAUGCAUUCAGUGGAUUAGUAUCAGCAAAUGGUGACAUUAACCAACAGUCAAUCCAGCUUGAAAAUUCAGGAACAAGAAUUGGCAAGGACACAUGGUUCAAUGGCACAGUUGUUAUUGAUAAGACUAUUGGGAACGACACUUUUUUUGUGGUAACUUGGGAGGUACAGACUCCUGAUGUGUUUGUACAUGACCCCAGUGGAAAAAUAUACAACAACCAUGACUUCACGAUAGAUCAAACAGAUCACACAGCCUACCUUAAGAUUCAGGGCACUGCACAGACUGGAACUUGGAUCUACAGAAUCCUGAAUCCUGGAAUGAAGCAGAUUGUAACAAUCACCGUAACAUCACGAGCAGCAGAUGCAGAAGUUCCCCCAGUCAAUGUCAAUGCACACAUCAGCCAAAGGGAUUCCACUAGCCCAAUGAUUAUCUAUGUGGAAAUUACUCAAGGAUUUCUACCAGUCCUGUAUGCCAAUGUGACAGCUAUUAUUGAACGUCCCAGUGGUCCUCCAAUUGAACAGGAGCUUUAUGAUGAUGGCUUAGGUGCUGAUAUUAUCAGGAAUGAUGGUGUUUAUUCCAAGUACUUCCUCAGAUUUAAUGGAGCUGGAAGAUACAGUGUUAAAGUGCAUGUACAGGGAAAGGAAAGGAUCACACGAAUGGCAGUCAGAAGAGGAGGACGUGCCCUGACCACAUCACAAUACACAGAAAAUGGGAAUAUUCAAAGCCAUUCAGCAAAGCUUCCAGUUAAGGAAGAGGAUCUUGUGGCUCUAUUCGAAGGCUUCAGCAGGGUCAAGUCAGGAGAAGCAAUUUCACUUCCCUCAGAAACACUCACUGUUGACUUCCCACCAUGUAAAAUCACAGACCUUCAAGCUACGAUUGUUAAGAAUAAAGUGGAACUGGAAUGGACAGCACCAGGAGGAGAUUAUGAUCAAGGAAAAGCAUCUCGCUAUGAAAUGAGGAUGAGCGACAAUCUACUGCAGCUACGGAAUAAUUUCUUCAGUGCUACUCUGGUUAAUUUGGCCAGUUUGAAACCACGACCAUAUGGGUCCAGAGAAACAGCAACAAUUGUUCCUGAAAAUACAGAACUGCAAAAUGGGGCAACUCUCUAUUUUGCUGUCUGUGCAUAUGAUGAAAAUGAUCUGUUUUCUGAAAUGUCAAAUGUGGCCAAGGCUUCUGCCUUCCUACCUUUAAGUGAGCAUCCAAAUGAUGUUAAUAUAUCAGUGAUAGUUUCAAUAAUAGCCAUUGUUGUAUUUAUUGUAUGCUUGAUUGCUUUGAUCACCAAUUGUGUUCUGAACAGCUUAAGCCAAAAGAGAAUCUUUGCAGAUGAGGAGUAA